AGCUGCAGUUUAGGUCCCGCCGUCUCCGAGCUGGCAUCGCCCCCUCCCGGCUUGCCCAAGGUGUGGGGAGAGGGCCCCCGCCAAGGCGCGCAGGCGCACACGUCAACUCUGCUUGGCCGAUACUUGGCGAGGCGCCCGUCACGUGAGCCGCGCGCCAGCUCGGCCCCCUCUCCUCCGGCUGUGAAUGAAGCUCAGCCGGCUACGUGGGGCGCCAGCUCAACUUGGCGUUCUGGGCGCCAGUGCCAACUGAUCGCCCGGCCCGCCAGCCGCCGGCACGGGCUCCACCGCUCCGGAUCUCGGCGACAGAGCAAAUCAGUUUCCUGGACUGCCAAGUGAAGCCGUGCGGGCGCGCCUGAUAACGCCUGUGUAAGCUACCUCGCCUAAGUGAAGGAAACCCAGAAGUGGGGGGUAUAGAAGCCAGGUUGGGGCUUGAACGUCUGUCAUAAAGUAAGACCGCACCGCGGCUGUUCCAGCUAUAUCCCUUUAAAACAUCCCUGCAAAACUGGAGUGCUCUGGGAAACUCUGAGCCUGUGACCUCAACGUGGGAGUGGAUAGGAUCAGCAUGGCCAUGUGGCAGGAGAAAGAGCACACCAAACGUCCCUGUUGGGUGCAGCCAACAGUCCUUUCUUCUGGACUCAAGCUUGGCAGGCUGGUGUUGCCAGUAUUUGGAGGACCCAGAGCCAUGGAUAACAGAGGCUUUCAGCAGGGGUGUUUCAAUAGCUUCCAGAGCAGCUCCAGUGAUGAAGACUUGGUGGACAUACCAGGGACAGCUAUGAAUUUCUCCCUGAGAGAUGAUGUUCCUCCCUUAGAUGGAGAAAUAGAAGAGGACAAGUCAUACAAUGGUGGAGGAAUAGGUUCUUCAACUAGGAUGAUGGAUUUCUUGGAGGAGCCAAUCCCUGGUGUGGGGACCUAUGAUGAUUUCAAUACAAUUGAUUGGGUGAGAGAGAAGUCUCGAGACCGGGAUAGGCAUCGAGAGAUUACCAAUAAAAGCAAAGAAUCAACAUGGGCCUUAAUUCACAGUGUGAGUGAUGCUUUUUCUGGCUGGUUGUUGAUGCUACUUAUUGGACUUUUAUCAGGUUCCCUAGCUGGCUUGAUAGACAUAUCUGCUCAUUGGAUGACAGACUUAAAAGAAGGUAUAUGCACAGAAGGAUUGUGGUUUAACCAUGAACACUGUUGCUGGGACUCCGAUCAGGUCACCUUUGAAGAAAAAGACAAAUGCCCAAAGUGGAAUAGCUGGUCUCAGCUUCUCAUCAGCACAGAAGAGGGAGCCUUUGCUUACAUAGUCAAUUAUUUCAUGUAUGUCCUCUGGGCUCUACUGUUUGCCUUCCUUGCCGUAUCUCUUGUCAAGGUGUUUGCACCUUAUGCCUGUGGCUCCGGAAUCCCCGAGAUAAAAACUAUCUUGAGUGGUUUUAUUAUUAGGGGCUACUUGGGUAAGUGGACUCUGAUUAUCAAAACCAUCACGUUGGUGCUGGCAGUGUCUUCUGGCUUGAGCCUGGGCAAAGAGGGCCCUCUAGUGCAUGUGGCUUGCUGUUGUGGGAACAUCCUGUGCCACUGCUUCAACAAAUACAGGAAGAAUGAAGCUAAACGCAGAGAGGUCUUGUCAGCUGCAGCAGCAGCUGGCGUGUCUGUCGCCUUUGGGGCACCUAUUGGAGGAGUAUUAUUCAGCCUUGAAGAGGUCAGCUACUAUUUUCCCCUCAAAACACUGUGGCGUUCAUUCUUUGCUGCCUUGGUGGCAGCAUUUACCCUACGGUCCAUCAAUCCAUUUGGGAACAGCCGUCUGGUUCUAUUUUACGUGGAGUUUCACACCCCGUGGCAUCUCUUUGAGCUUGUGCCAUUCAUUCUGCUGGGAAUAUUUGGUGGUCUGUGGGGAGCUUUAUUUAUCCGCACAAACAUUGCCUGGUGUCGGAAGCGUAAGACCACCCAAUUGGGCAAGUAUCCUGUCAUCGAGGUACUUGUUGUGACAGCCAUCACUGCCAUCCUGGCUUUCCCCAACGAAUAUACCCGAAUGAGCACAAGUGAGCUAAUUUCUGAACUAUUUAAUGACUGUGGCCUUCUGGACUCUUCUAAGCUCUGUGAUUAUGAGAACCAUUUCAACUCAAGCAAGGGUGGUGACCUGCCUGACAGACCUGCUGGUGCGGGAGUCUACAGUGCCAUGUGGCAGCUGGCCUUGGCACUCAUCUUGAAAAUUGUCAUUACUAUAUUCACCUUUGGCAUGAAGAUCCCUUCUGGUCUCUUUAUCCCUAGCAUGGCCGUUGGUGCUAUAGCAGGUCGACUUUUAGGAGUAGGAAUGGAACAAAUGGCUUAUUACCACCAUGACUGGGCCAUCUUCAAUAGCUGGUGUAGCCAAGGAGCUGAUUGUAUCACUCCUGGCCUUUAUGCAAUGGUUGGGGCUGCAGCCUGCUUAGGUGGAGUGACUCGGAUGACUGUUUCUCUUGUUGUCAUAAUGUUUGAACUAACUGGUGGCUUGGAGUACAUUGUGCCUCUGAUGGCUGCGGCAAUGACAAGCAAAUGGGUGGCAGAUGCUCUUGGGCGGGAAGGCAUCUAUGAUGCCCACAUUCGUCUCAAUGGAUACCCCUUUCUUGAAGCUAAAGAAGAGUUUGCUCAUAAGACCCUGGCAAUGGAUGUGAUGAAGCCCCGAAGAAAUGAUCCUUUGUUGACUGUCCUUACUCAGGACAGCAUGACUGUGGAAGACGUAGAGACCAUAAUCAGUGAAACCACUUAUAGUGGCUUCCCAGUAGUGGUGUCCCGGGAGUCCCAAAGGCUUGUGGGUUUUGUCCUCCGAAGAGAUCUCAUUAUUUCAAUUGAAAAUGCUCGUAAAAAACAGGAUGGAGUUGUGAGCACGUCCAUCAUUUAUUUCACUGAGCAUUCUCCUCCAAUGCCACCAUACACUCCACCUACUCUAAAGCUUCGGAAUAUCCUGGAUCUCAGCCCCUUCACUGUGACUGACCUUACCCCCAUGGAGAUCGUUGUGGAUAUCUUCCGCAAGCUGGGACUGCGACAGUGCCUGGUUACACACAAUGGGCGAUUGCUUGGAAUCAUUACCAAGAAGGAUGUGUUAAAGCAUAUAGCACAGAUGGCGAACCAAGAUCCUGAGUCCAUUCUCUUCAACUAGAAUCACAGGGUGGUGCUGGAUUCAAAACAGAAAGGACAUUGCAGACCGUGGAUAUAUUUUGUUAACUGGGUACCCAAAACACAUUUCCCAUAUCUGGAUGGUGAAGUUAUAUUAGUGUGUUGUCUCUUUCCUACAAGUUAACCAGUUGCACUACAUAAUAAUUUCUGGAAGUUAAUCUCUUUAGGAGAAAAUGCAGUUAGGCUUCUGUGAUGUUGCAUUACAAAGAUUUCAUGAAAGAGUAAACAAGAUUGCUAUGGUUUAACUAUUUUUCUUUUUUUAAAGAUAUUUUUUUAAUUUAAAACAGCUGUUAGCCAAUAUGCAAUCACUGAAAACUAUGCAAGAAAAAUAUUGACCGUCCUAACUGAUAGCCUGCAGGAAACUCAUGAAAAAGUCACUUUUUUGGGACUCUAUCAUUGGUGGAAGAUGAAGUGUAAACUAAGGAGCUUUGCUUUUCCAACUACAGAGAAGAAAACCAGAAGGAAAAUAGUAAUGGCAUUUUCCAGACUGUGAAAAUUCAGUUCAAACAUUAUCUUGCUCCUGUUACAAUAUUUAGCAUUAUUAGUUUGUGUGUGUAUGUGUAUGUUAAUUUUAAUAUCUGAUUAUAAUACAAUGCUGCUUUGGUUAAUCUCCUCUAAGUGAAUUUAGAGAGGUUGAUUUUAAUGGCUUGCUUGUUCCUGGUACUCUUUUGAAGUGUGCAAAGAUAAGUUAUAGAGCUUUCUCCUUGUCUACUCUAAGAAGGGUAGUUUUCUAGGUGGUAUUUGUUUGCUAGUAGACAAGGACUUUACCGUGCAUUUAUUAGUAGCGAGGAAUGAUUUCUCCAGAUGAAUGAUUAGUGAAGUUCUAAGCAAAGUCAAUGACUAGGAACUUUAAAUUUUGUGAGGUUCCAGCUCAUCCUCUUACCCAGAUGCCACCUCCAUGAGUGAUGGUGCUUUAGGCUUCUGGAAUAUAUAAGGAUAAUAAAGGGAACCAAGUCUAGACUGCAUACUGGUAAACUAGGGAAGAUUCUGAACUGUAUCUACGUUCUCAUUCAUUCCUUCAUAAAGACCACCAGUACUAAAAUAACUGGACACCCAUGCCUCCUCCCAGUGUGAAGUAUGUAGGACAGGUCAGUAUUGUUCCUGUGAACAUGAAUUUAGGCUCGGGGUACUUUCAGAUAUAUUCAAGUCAUCGAAACAGAAUAGGCAGUUGUGACUCCCUUGCAGCUCCUUAGAAUUCUGAAUGAAAUGCAGAACCAUCCUAACACCCCAGGGUGUGGAUAAGGCCUGGUAACACCAAAGGUGCUUGCAUCUAAUUGAAAAGGUGCCUGUCUGAAUUUCCUACCACCUUAACUGCAGUAGAAAACAUCACAGUCUAGAGACACCUGGUGGAAUUACAGAGCCACCACCAUCAUUCCGAUCACUGUUUCACUUUCUACAGUUUAUCCACGUGUAGUUGUUCCCCCUCAAUUCUUUGCCCCUUCCCACUCCUCAGUCCCAAGUUAAUCAUUCCUAUUACGAAAAUAAUUCCCAGGGCUAGUUAAAUUAUAAACCAAGCCUCAGUAAUCUUUUUGGCAUGUGGACCAGAGAUAACCUACAACCAUGGCUCUGUUCUAUAACCCAGUCACUGCUACCAUGCCUCAAUUUCCACACCGAUGCCCACAGCAGUGAGACUUAACUGCCAGGGGUGAAAGUUCAGCCUUUUGCAUUUUACAAGUCUGUUCCCCAGCCCUUCUCUCCAUCCUUCUAACCUGGAAUCAGCAGUCACUCAGCAGAUCCUUCCCAGCCCUCCACCUCUCUUCCCCAAACACUUCAUACCUCAUUUUAAAGCUGCUGAUCCCAGAGUCUAAGCUUUUUUUUUUUUAAACCCUUAGUUCUUAUCUUUCCCAAAUCUGAAAUUGUUAUUACCCAGAACUAGGUAGUCAAGGCUGAUUUUUACUUUUAUCUUUAAAAUAUCAAAGCAGUCCCAAGUUUUUUAUUUUUAUUUUAAGUAUAUCACUCUAGCAUUUUAAUGAAAAAGAAAAACACUCUAGGGUAUAUUUUAUGGUAGUCAUAACUCAGCAACUUUACAUCUUUUGUCACUUACAUGUUACUGAUUCCCUUGCAUGAGAUGUGGCUAUUUUGCCUGACUACUCUGGUACAUUGUGUAGAAAUUGAAGUUCUUAUCUGUAAAUUAUCUGGAUCAUUACUUACCUUAUUAGCUGCCCAACUAAAGUUUGCAAAACAGGAAAUGGUAGUUUUUCUGGUAUUUGAUGACAAUGAGAGAUUUGGUUGCAUUUCGUAGUGCAGCAGCGAGAUGGAGGGAUUUCUAAGUUUGCCUUUGUGUUUCUUCUAGGCUCUGUUUAUAAUUUUAGACAGAUGAGCCAGUGUUAAGGUGCUACUUCAGAGACUAAAUUCAAGAAAUCAGAUAACACUGUGCCAAGGUAAACUUUCUAGAUGCUAAGAACCGAUUGGCCCUCCGGAGAAUAAUAUUCCUUUGAUACCUCACUCCUGAUAAGUUUCAUCCAUUAACCUCAGCUUCUCAGGAAUCCAUGUAACUCAUAUGCUAGACGUAGCUAUAGUGUAUGGUAUGCAUUAUAUGUCAAAUCCUAUGGUUUGGCUCAAAGGUUGGCUAAUUGCAGCUGGAGUUCCCUGCUAGACUGCUAACUCAGUACCUCACCACUCAAAAGUUUCUUGUCUUGAGGCAAAGGAAAAUGUUCUUUCUGACAUUGCUAAUUCAGCAGUUGGACAACUUAGCCAACAAACAGAGCUGAAUUAGGGAGGUCUGUCAGAUGUCCAUAGACCUCAAUGACAAAAGGCAAGAUGAUCUGUGAUUUAAAAAUGAAUGAGUUUAAACUAGUCUAGUUUGGUAUUAACAAAAGGAAAUUGCCUGACACAAGGGAAGGAUUUACAAAGAAAUGCCAAUAAGUACUUCAGGAUUUUCCAAGGAAUAAUAUCCAGUCAUGAAAGGAGCGAGAGUGUAUAGAUUUAUAAAAGUCUGCUAUAUUUUGUAUCUUUAAUGUAAAAAAAUUAAUGAACCUCAAGCACUUAAUGGAUGAUUAGUUAUACCAUUAGAGGGAAGAAUUAGGGGACUGAAAACACAAAAUAACAGGCCACUCUCAAGAUCAUUUGUAUUUAGAAGUUUGUUCAGAUACUUUGCUCUUUUCUGGCUCUGGCCUCCUUCUGGCUCAGCCCAGCUAUGGAGCAGAGGUGGACUAGUCCAUAGAACAGAUAUCCUCUGGUGUAUAAUCUGACACCGACAAUACUUUGGAUUUGCCAGCUGGCAGAAUAAAUUAUUUAUUAAUUUGCUGAUUUAACUGCAAAGCACUUCAAUUGUUUUGGUACCAAAGGCUGAAUCUGAACGCUUUACAGAAAGAACAGAGUACAGUAAAAUUUCUGUAGCCAGCCUUCAAUUGUAUUUAAACAUGAGAAUGAUAAAGUAAUGGUCUAAGGCUGCGAAAUAAUUCUCAAUCAUGUUAAGAACCUGUUCAGGGGUGGGGGAAGAAAAUAUGUUAUAAAAAAACCUUAGCAUAUAAUAGAGUCCAUCAUGGAACAUAAUUGUCGCUCUAUGUUUUAAGUAUUUAAAUUACCUGUCCCAUUGAGUUUUGAUCUUGGUUUGUUUUGUUGGGUGAUAAGGAGGAAAGUGUACUUGUUACCCUGCAGUAUCUUUUUAAAAUCAUAGGAGUGCAAUUUUUGAAGCUGAGUUUUUAAUGAUUGUGAAGACAAUAUAGAGAAUUUGAAACAACCAGUGUGUUUUAUAUUGCCAAAGUACUUACUGAUGACUGACCACAUUGUACUGUGAAGAAUCGACUUACCUGCAUUGGAUCAGAGCCAAAUACAUGCAAUCCAUCAGUUCAGAGAAAGCAGGAGAGCAUCUGCCAUGGCAGUGCACAGAGUAUUGAGCUCUUAAAAACCCUGAGAAAGAUUAGGAAUUUAGAAAGUAAAGGGGAGGUUGACUAUUGAGUCCUUUAAAAAUAUAGAUGUCUAUAUAUGUACUCUGAAUAUCUUAAAAGCUUGAUUUAAAAAACAAAAACAAAAUAUUGAGAUUGCCUGGAUUCCCUUUGGAGAGGGAAUGGAGAGUUAUGGCAGUGGAAAAACCCUAGAAAGAAAAGAAUAUGGUUUAUAUAAGAUGGUGGAAGGAAGGCCAGCCACACAUCUUGGCAUUUAUAAACUGCUUGAUCAUGUGCUCCAAGGGGGGGUGGGGAGUCAAAUAGUCUCCCAAAGACCAAGCCUUCCAAGCAAAAGUAUUUAGCUAAAGUGAGUCUAUUUUUAUGGAGAGGGCUGACAUAAGACAAGACAUCUGCUCUUGAAGGUGGGGAGCCACUACUGCCGUUGCUUAAAUGAUAAACGUUAGGGAGAUUGUCUUGAAUUUUGAUAACAAAAUAUUUUAAAAUCUAUAUUUUUAGCCUCCCCAGCAUGUACUUAUUUACAUUAGAAAGAAAAAGGUGAGGGUUUCUCAGAUCAGAGCUCAGGGAGCUGUGUAAAUUUGAUAGGAAAUCCGUGUACUAUACCUGUGGCAACCAUAGGACUUUUGCUCUGCUUCAAUUUCAAUUGUUUGCUCCGAGGAGAGAAGUUCUUGGAAUAGCAGGUGUUAGAAAAUUCAGGUUAUUCCCCAAACAUUUGCUUGCCAGGGUCUCAUUUCAUAACAUCUGGUCCUGGGUAAAGUUUUCAAGUGAUGUAGGGAACAAAAUUGGUUUUUCCACUGUGUUAUCUGGUUUUGCCAGAUCACGAAAGAAAGAAAGAAAGAAAGAAAGAAAGAAAGAAAGAAAGAAAGAAAGAAAGAAAGAAAGAAAGAAAGAAAGAAGAAAGAAAGAAAGAAAGAGAAAGAAAGAAAAGAAAGAAAAGAAAAGAAAAGAAAAGAAAAGAAAAGAAAAGAAAAGAAAAGAAAAGAAAGAAUUAAGUCGAUGUGCAGAGUUUGCGUUUCUUGCAUGGGGCUUAUUGGGUCAUUCAGCCCAACCCUGCAGUCAUAAAUUCCUACCUCUAUGUUCCUGCCAAAGGGUCUUCAGCUUCUGUUUGCACACUCAUUGAAUGAAUGCCUUGCUUAAAGAAAGGCAUGUGAUACUACAAAAUUAUAAGGAUUUCAAAAAGUGAUCUUUGCCUCUCUCUCUUCCUUUUAUCCCAUCCUCUCCCCUGACUCUGUCUCUCUCUUUCUCUCCUUCCUCCCUUAAGUUCAAAACUUUCUCAGCUGUUACAAGCAUAUUGUUUCAAAUGUGGACCUUGGAGAAAGGAGAGGAUCAUUCUGAAAACAGAGAAUAGAAGAUAAUUCUGAGUUGAUGGGGCCAAUGGAACUUUGCUCCACUGCAUGGGCAAAAGCGAGUGGUAUUUAUUGGGAGUGUCAAGGGUUUUAGCGUCCUGAAGGCAGAAAUAUGAAGUGUUCAUUGAUAAACUUUAUUAUUAUGUACUAGUCCAAAUCUUUUGAAAGUCAGAAGCAGUGUAGGAUUUGGUAAGUGAAAUGCCACCUGGCAAAAUGGAGACAAGGGAGUGGCCUGAGAUGGUUUUAUCAAGGCAGGAAUCUUCAGCCUCAUUGUUAUACUUAGUGUACCUCAAAAUAUAUUGACAUUUAAGAGUGUUCCUUUUCCCUCCUCCAUUUUACUUUAUCCCUUAUCCAUCUUUUCUCUCCUGUUGUCCUUUUUAGUACUAGCUUUUUAAACAAGUAUUUAGUUUUUAUUAUAUAUUUGGUCCUUUGGGACUAUGUAAUGAUUAAGAAUUAAUUUCAUUCUAGAUAAACAAUGAUGUGCUUAAUAUUUUGUUCUUUUCAACUGUCUUUUGAAGCUAUGCUGCUAACCAGGUACAGACCAGAAAGGAGUUGAGCCUGAUAGACAGCACCCAGGUCAUAUAACUUAAGGAUGACAUUGAUGUCAUGUUGGUGACUCUUCUUCAUUUGACCAAGGCCAACAUCAUGCUCUUACCUCUAUCCAUUCAUCUCUGGCUAUGGGAGAAACACUAUCCUUUGGGUGAGCCAAUGAGGCCAGGAGGAUCAGAGGGUUCUAGCCCAUGGGCAACUAUAGGAAUAUCUCUGUGAUAAGCUCAUUCAUAGGACCGGCUCCAGCUAUGGUAGCCAAAGAAAAUCUGUCUAACUAAACAUUUUAGUUCAUAAGAGUUGGUAGAAGUUUAGCUGAAGCUAGUGUAUAGACAUCAACUACAACCAAAGCUAAUAUAGCCUGAGUUUCCACAGGAAGCUGAACUGUUCAGAGUGUUUAUUUAUCUGAAUGUUGCCAAUCCGUAUAGUCACGCUUUCUUAUUGUAGCUUUAUUCUAACUUUUAGAGAUGUUGGUCCCUGUUCAUAGGUACAGCCUGUACCAAAGCUGUGAGUCACUGCUCACUUCAUUCUGCUCCUUGGUCAUGCAUAGCAAGUCUAAAAAGGAAGACAUGGGCUGGGGAGUUAUUUAUUCCCUAUGCUUCUACUAACUAGCCUCGAGAUCUUAACCGUUCUGUGCCUCAGUGUUCCCAUCUGUAAAAUGGGGAUAGUGUUAAUUGCCCUACCUACCUCACAGGGUUGUUGUGAGGAUAAAUUGAGACAAUGAAUGGAAAGUACUUUGAUGAGUAAGUGCUAUGCAAAUUGUAUGAAAUGGAAAUAAUCAUGUUAAAGGCAAUGGAAUGGGCAUUGGCAGAAGGGUUAAUGGGAUUGUCUAGUCCUUUCUCUGUGUGGCUUAAACCCAGGUUGCCAUUGCUUUAUACAUUUCCACUUAGCACAGAUUUGUAAUUAUGCAUGUAAUAAAGCACAGCCUUAUCCAA
Pipistrellus kuhlii (Kuhl's pipistrelle) is the source of this 9801-nucleotide messenger RNA. It is a transcript of the gene CLCN5, whose product is annotated as chloride voltage-gated channel 5. Gene Ontology annotation, cellular component: synaptic vesicle; membrane; early endosome. Gene Ontology annotation, biological process: chloride transport; transmembrane transport. Lineage: Eukaryota; Metazoa; Chordata; Mammalia; Chiroptera; Vespertilionidae. The transcript is spliced from 16 exons. The coding region runs from base 563 to 3112 and encodes 849 amino acids. The record is from RefSeq and is a predicted model, not a curated record. Gene Ontology annotation, molecular function: voltage-gated chloride channel activity.